ACUUCCGGAAUAAACACUCCUCUUAAAAACAUACGCACCCCAACAACAUGCUGGCACUAUAGUUUUAUUUAAACGGGAAUGUGUUUUUUUAAAUGGGUGAUACAGGUAGGUUAGUUUCAAUAUAUAUAUAUAUAUAUAUCAAAUUGCUAAUAACGGACGAGAAAGAUUCCAUUUUUUGACGACUUAGCUGCGAAAAUAACGUCGUGUGCGUGUAGCAGGUUAGAUCCGUAAAAGCUAGCUCGCAUCCUAAAUUAGCCUGCAGAACCCCACACAAUGAGCCGGGGCGUUUUCAUCCACAGCUGGCCCGGCUCCUACUACAUUAACUCAGACAAAAGAUGGGAGAAUGGUACGCUCUCCCUGAGCAGAACCACGCUGUGUUUCAUCUCCAACCAAACGAAGGAAAACCUUGCCAGCUUCUCCCUCUCCAGGAUCAUGGAGAUCAAAAUGGAGUCGUCCAGCUUCAUCUUCAGCACUCUAACAGUCUUGGAAGAAGGCAACGCCAAGCACUGGUUCGGUUCCCUGAAGCCCAAUAGGGUGGUGGUUUAUAACGUACUGGAGCAUUUCUGGAGGGAACGCCUCUUGUCCCCCGGCUCAGAGGCCAAGGGGCAAGCCGAAAAUCGGACCUCCAAAGGCCGGGACCUCAUCAGCCUUGUGGCCGGGGAUCAGAGGCGACUGGAGGACACUGGGACUGUGCUGAGCCACCAAGGAGAGCAGUUUGACCACAUGAUCCAAGACCUGGAGAAGAUUGACUCGGACCUGGGAGUGGCUGAUAAGUUCCUGUCACAGCUGGAAUCUCCUUCCUGGUGGCCUUUUGGGAAAAUUCCACGGAAGAUUCAGCAGGAAGCCAAGGCCGAGGAUGCUGCUCUGGCGGCUGCCGCAGCCUACAGAGGCCCCGACAGGAGUAAGGUGAUUGCAAGCAUCCCGGCUAUCGUGUCCAAAGGCAGAGAUUGUGACUUGAAGCCCGGCUGUCUCCUGGUGCUGGUGUCCUCGCUGGAGGUGAGGAACACCGGCUGCCAGCUGCUGCACUGCUUCCAACGAAACGAAAUAGACGAAAUCCAAGUGCACAGCCCGUACGAGAUCACGGUCAGGCAGAGGUUUAUCGGGAAGCCGGAUGUUUGCUACCGACUCUUGUCUGCAAAGAUGCCGGAGGCGCUGUCCGUGCUGGAGAUGCAGUACAAGAAGAAGGUGGAGUUCACCAGUGAAUACGCUGCCUUUAAGGUUUCUCCUGCUUCACCUUCGUGUGUCCCUGAGGGCUCCAUUUCCUGUGAUGGUCUGUCGCACAGGGGCCAGGACACGGAUAUCCCGAUGGAGGUCGCAGCAGGAGAGCUGUCCCAGCUGCACGUGCAAGUACUCCAGCCGACCGUCAGCCAGGCCGAAGCCCAAGAGCUCAAACAGAUGCUGAUGCAGCUGAAGAACCUGGCUCUGGAGGCAGAAACGGAACUGGAGCGGCAGGACGAGGCGCUGGACGUCCUGACCAGCUCCACGGACCGAGCCACCAUGCACAUCGAGAAGCACACCUGCCGCAUGAAGCGACUGCUGUGAGGACAGGCAGGGACAUUAAUUUAUUUAUUUCCUCCUUGAGGUGAAAUAGUCUUUAUUAUUUAUUUAUUGGCGUUUUGUGCGACUCUCGCAAUCAUGGAAUACUUGGCAUUAAUUAAUUAAUAAAUCAUUAAUUAAACUACCAUGAAACAAUAUAAAGCUAGACAGUUCUUAGUGAAAUGAUUACCAUUAUUAUUAUUAAACCCUAGUUUCCUGGAAUGUUAAGCAUAUAGUACAACGCGUCGCUCGGCAAAAACAAUGCUCAAAGUGCACCCACUUGUCAGAAGACAAAGUGCAUGUUGCACUGUUGCUUUAUCACAAAGACACGUCCAUCAUGUUGCAUGUCUGUCAAUGGACACACUACAGCAGGACAAAAACUGUAGUUCCUGUGUAAUAUGAAUACUCUAAAGCAGGGGUGUCCUAACUCUUUGACUUUGAGGCCACAUUGGGAUAAAACAGUUUGGCCAGGGGCCAAAAGCAGACUGCAUUUAAAGUAACAAUAUGCACACACACAUAUAUGUUUUGUGUGUGUGUAUAUAUGUAUAUAUACACACACAUAAUGUGCACUAUAUUGCCAAAAGUAUUUGGCCACCUGCCUUGACUCACAUAUUAACUUAAAGUGCCAUCCCAUUCCUAACCCAUAGGGUUCAAUAUGAUGUGGGUCCACCUUUUGCAGCUAUUACAGCUUCAACUCUUCUGGGAAGGCUGUCCACAAAGUUACAGAGAGUGUUUAUAGGAAUUUUCGACCAUUCUUUCAAAAGCGCAUUGGUGAGGUCACACACUGAUGUUGGUCGAGAAGGCCUGGCUCUCAGCCUCCGUUGUAAUUCAUCCCAAAUGUGUUCUAUCGGGUUCAGGUCAGGACUCUGUCCAGGCCAGUCAAGUUCAUUCACAGCAGACUCUGUCAUCCAUGUCUUUAUGGAACUUGCUUUGUGCACUGGUGCAUAAAGUGGACCGCUCCAAACUGUUCCCACAAGGUUGGGAGCAUGGAAUUGUCCAAAAUGUUUUGGUAUCCUGAAGCAUUUAAAGUUAAUUUCACUGGAACUAAGGGGCCAAGCCCAACUCCUGUAAAACAAUCCCACACCAUAAUUCAUCUUCCACCAAAUUUCACACUCGUCACAAUGCAGUCCGAAAUGUAGCGUUCUCCUGGCAACCUCCAAACCCAGACUCGUCCAUCAGAUUGCCAGAUGGAAAAGCGUGAUUCAUCACUCCAGAGAACGCGUAUCCACUGCUCUAGAGUCCAGGGGCGACGUGCUUUACACCACUGCAUACGACGCUUUGCAUUGGACUUGGUGAUGUAUGGCUUAGAUGCACCUGCUCGGCCAUGGAAACCCAUUCCAUGAAGCUCUCUGCGUACUGUACGUGGGCUAAUUGGAAGGUCCAUGCAGUUUGGAGCUCUGUAGCAACUGACUGUGCAGAAAGUCGAUGACCUCUUUGCAAUAUGCGCUUCAGCAUCCGCUGACCCCUCUCUGUCAGUUUACGUGGCCUACCACUUUGUGGCUGAGUUGCUGUUGUUCCCAAACUCUUCCAUUUUCUUAUAAUGAAGCAGACAGUUGACUUUGGAAUAUUUAGGAGCGCGGAAAUUUCACGACUAGAUUUGUUGCACAGGUGGCGUCCUAUGACAGUUCCACGCUGGAAAUCACUGAGCUCCUGAGAGCGGCCCAUUCUUUCACAAAUGUUUGUAGAAACAGUCUCCAUGCCUAAGUGCUUGAUUUUAUACACCUGUGGCCAAGCCAAGUGAUUAGGACACCUG
Entelurus aequoreus (snake pipefish) is the source of this 3289-nucleotide messenger RNA. RefSeq names its product synaptosome associated protein 47 (gene snap47). Gene Ontology annotation, biological process: synaptic vesicle priming; synaptic vesicle fusion to presynaptic active zone membrane; exocytosis. Gene Ontology annotation, cellular component: plasma membrane; SNARE complex. NCBI's taxonomy places the organism in Eukaryota, Metazoa, Chordata, Actinopteri, Syngnathiformes, Syngnathidae. Bases 274 to 1542 code for a protein of 422 amino acids. The transcript is spliced from 4 exons. The record is from RefSeq and is a predicted model, not a curated record. Gene Ontology annotation, molecular function: SNAP receptor activity; syntaxin binding.